GCUACUGUGUGAAGUGUGUAAACCGGUGCCCAAUUGAAGAAGUGGCAGCUCUAGUAAACGUAUUGAAAUAGAAGUGUGGGGUGUGCACGUGUCUGACUGUCAAGGAAUAAAUUAAACUAGUUGUGAACAUUCAGUGAUCCAGAAAAAGUGAGUGACUGUAGCUAAGCAGACGGUGUUACUGUAUUUGAACGUGGUUACAGUGAGAGACCAAGGACUGGAGACAGUGAUUGUGACAUAUAUUGGCAUGUCACUUCCUAUUUGGUCACAGAGUAUCUGUGGAGCUCACAGAGAUGGAAAUUGUGUUAGUGGCUAUGUUGAUGGAGAAACAUCACUUGAAGCUCUGCUCCAGACACAUCAAUGUGCUACCACAUCUACGUUUGUGACACGAACGUCUACAGUAGCAGACAUCUGCCAAUCUUUGAAAGAAGAGUCUAAAGCAGAGCUGAAGAAAACUCUUCCGAGGAUUCUAUUUCAAUGUUCAGCUGGUGAGAUAGUUGUUCCAUUUGAUGGCACACCAUUCUGUUUAUGUGGAAGGAAGCAGCUGGAAUGUCAGUUUGGUCCCUCUCGCCUGAAGUCUGGAGAGACGUAUUCAGCAAGGAACAGAGACAGCAGUGGCACUGAAAAGAAACGUCUCCUACUCCAGACAACUAGAAAAAAAGGAUGCACAGCCCAUAUUAGCAUUCGACAAGUCAUUAGAUUUCCUGAUUUCAAGUUACCAUAUGAUACUCCAUCUACAACGUCCGACUUCAAGAAGGCAAGAGCAGCCAUAGUAAGGGAAGUGCAGAAUGCAAUGAAGAGUGGUACAGCCAGCUACACCAAACGAUAUUUUGUUUCACUUCCUGACGUUGAUGCUCAUUCCAAUCAUUCUUGUGGAGGAGCUGCAGGAUUUGCACAAACAGUUCACCCUGCAAUCAUACAUGAAAUCAGUAACAUUGUUCGUGAUGGCAUAACCAAAGUGACUGAGGUGAAAGCAGCCUUACGAAGAUUCGUAAAAACCAGACUAAAUGUUGAUCAAGGUAUAAAACCUGAGGAGACAAACAGAGCCUACUAUCCCUCUAGUGUUGACAUAAAGAACCACAUCUAUUUAGCAAAACAGAAACUCAAGCUAUCAAAAGUAGACCAAGAAAAUUUGUCAUUGAGUAUUAUACAGUGGCAAAUAGAAUCUCCUGGUACUAAGUAUCAUUUCCGACCUUACAGAAAUGUAAAGGGCCCUCUAAACACAGCUACAUCCUGUACAGGUACACCAAAUAAUGAAUCAGUCAGUCUGUCAAAAAACAAUUUUAGCAAGUCAUGCAAACCCAGGCCUGACGCACCAAUCACCUUUAGCUCAACAGCUUCCCAAUCUCAGCAACACAUGCUGUAUGUCCAUCAAGAAAAGUGGCAACAAGAUCUAUUGGUACGCUAUGGCAAUACCAUCAGUCUUAUUGAUGCAACAUACAAAACAACCAAGUAUGAUCUUGCGCUCUUCUUUAUCUGCGUAAAGACUAACGUUAACUACACAGUAGUUGCUGAUUUUGUAAUACAGCAUGAAACAGCUGAACAAAUUGUCGAAGCACUACAAAUCCUCAAAGAUUGGAACCCAGCCUGGAAACCACAAUUUUGGAUGACUGAUUACUCAGAAGCUCAAAUGACAGGCCUCACUACAUCCUUUCCAGAAUCAACCCUGUAUCUGUGUGACUUUCAUAGGGAACAAGCGUGGACACGAUUUGGUAAGGAUUUAAAGCAUGGAUUAAACACCACAGAGAGUGAAUCACUGCUAGAAAUACUGAGAAAGAUGGCGUAUGCCCCUCCAUGCCAAGAGCCUGAUAAAGCCAUUGAUUACUUUUACAGAAAAGAAGAAGAGAACUUAAAGCAGAGUGAUGUGUGCCGUUGUCAUGACCAAGUCAACCAGUGGCUGUCACGAAAAUGGCUGUGUAUUCCUGAGAAAUGGGCUCGAUGUCUUCGUGACAAUUCCUAUCAUGCUGCAGUUGAAACAGACAAUGGGACUGAGGCUCAAAACAAGCUAUUGAAAUAUUCAUAUCUGCCAAGGAAGAGAGACCUGACACUAUCAAGCAUUAUCGAGAUUCUCAUUCACCAUUUCCUACCAGAUCAAAGAGAAAGAUAUCUUUUCCUAAACUAUAAAGCAAGCACAGACUAUCGUUCCUAUGACAAAUCCAUACCAUCAUAUCUACAUAAUAGACCAUCUAGUAUUGUGGCUCAUUGUCUUGAAAGGAAGUCAUCUGCUCUCAAGUUUUGUACUGAAGAUGUUUACUGCAAUCCUAUUAGAUCUGGUGUCUUUCAUGUGAAGUCACAGUCCAAAAAAGAUGUUUGGCAUACCGUUGAGUUCGGAUCUUUUCAUAAAUUACCAUCAUGUACUUGCACAGACUGGAAAAAAGAACAAAUUCCAUGCAAGCACUUUUUUGCUGUGUUUUGCCUUGUUGAAGGAUGGGAUUGGAAGAAUCUGCCUCCCAGCUAUCUAGAGGGGCCAUACCUGUCAAUAAACAAAAGUGCUCUUGAUUCUAGAUUUCAUAGCAACCAUGAAUCUGUGGAAGAUCACAAUGUAGACAGUCUGGACUAUGACAGCCAACCAGAUUCUACCAUGGUUACAGAACAAGAUUAUACUGAAUCAGCCAGCAGCGUGCUUCACUGCCUGCCAGAACGAAGGAGACAAGCCACAGAGCUAAAGGAUGCUCAGUUGGAUGCAAGAGAAGCCAUAAAGGAGGCAGAACGUCUUACAUACCUAAGUCAAAACGUGAAAGCAUUACGAUGUCUGGCAAUAGCUAUUCGACAGUCUGUGACAAAAUUGAAAGAGCAGAUGCCACAGUCAACAGAAGGCCUCUUGCUUCUACCAUCAUUACGCAGGAAAUCCUUGAAGAGAGCAACAGCCAGAAGACUGGUAAAAGAAGCCAAACGAGUAAAGCAAAAAGCAAAAAGUGAACAAACAGUAAGUGAACUACCACCACGAAAGAAACGUAAGACAAGUCAUAGCAAGAGAGUGGGGAUAAAGGCUGACCGCAUGAGACACGAAAACUCAACAAUGAAAGACCGGCAAGGACGGAAACUGAAACUCACAGAUGCAGUCAACCCUCACACUAGAGAAACAGAAGCUAGAAUCAGCUGUAACGCCUCCAUUGACUUCAAUCAGAAUGCAGCAAAUGUAGACUUUCAAUGCAACAGUAAAUCACUCCUCCCUGUCACACCUACGUUGUGUGAACCAACCUUCCAGAGCAAAAGUAGAAGCAGUCUUGACUUUCUAAGACGGGCAUCCAGCAUACUAACAACUUCAACGUCUGGUUUACAAAAAGAGAAACAACUUCAACAAAUAGCUCAUUCCUAUGCCUACAGUCAGGCGAAGGCAGCACAACUGCCACUUGAGUCUGUAGAGACAAACACAAAUUCUGCAAACCAUGUAGAACACUUUGAUGAGCCAGAAACUGAUGGCGCAAAAAGAUUUGAAAUCAGACAACUACGAAGACAACUGGAUAAAAAACAGAGUGACAUAGAUAAUUCAGCAAUGAAAUCGACGCAAUCUACAGUAAACUGCCAAGUGAUUAAUACUACACGUGGUCCAAUAGAUUGCACAAGACCAUCAACACAGCUAUCCUAUCUUUCAAAACCAAAGGAAGUGCUACAUCACCUGAUUAGCAAUGCUGAUCGACCCAACCGCUGCAGACGGCCAAUUGUGUUUGACAUUAGAAGACGUCCAUCUGAUAGCCAGCAGCAAACAGUCAAAUGCCACACCAAUAUAAUCUAUGCAUCAAAGCAAUUCUAACACUUACAGAAUGAGACAUGACUUGGUCUUUAUUUGUUUAAUUGUUUGCUGUACUUGUGUGUUUAACUAGAGCAAGAUUCAAGGACUAGUCUAGUAGUGUUAUAUUAUUCAAAUACAUCGUA
This is a messenger RNA of Corticium candelabrum, 3873 nucleotides long. RefSeq lists its product as uncharacterized. Gene Ontology annotation, molecular function: zinc ion binding; DNA-binding transcription factor activity. Lineage: Eukaryota; Metazoa; Porifera; Homoscleromorpha; Homosclerophorida; Plakinidae. The record is from RefSeq and is a predicted model, not a curated record.